UUGUUUUUUCAGUUUAGCAUUAGCAAGAUUAAAAAUCGUAGUAAAAACAGAAAAUGAAACGACUCGUCGUCUUUUCUUUCAUUCUGCUGGUGAAUUUUUGUUCGGGGAUGUAUCGGUAUAGGUUGGGCGGAGAGCUGGACCGUCAACUGUCUCCCUACACCAUUGAAAACGAUGCUAAUGACCGAGAGGAGGAGGAAAGGGAAGAUAUGUUGUAUAAAUACAUGAUGGAGCAGCUUAUUCGUGAUAUAGGAAAGGAAAAUACCUUUGAAAACGAACUCCAAGACAACGAUAGUCCCCCCAGUGCUUUAGAAGAGCUGACUCGUCUUGAGAACACAAUCGAUGAUUUGGAUAAAGACGGAAGAUGGGUAGACGAAGUUGAGACGCUGGAAAACGAAUUUCCUCCUAACUACCACAACGUCACAGAGUUUCGAACCAAAAUUGGGAAUCAGUCAGUUCAUGUGAAAGAAUCUAUCGACAAAAACACCCUGGGGAAUGAAGGUCAAUCUGAAUGGCUGUCCGAAGAAAUCACCUCAAAAAGCGAUGUCAAACGAGACCGAGGCCCAUGGAAAUGUUCGAUCGCAUUCCCAUGUUCAGAAGACGAAUAUUGCUUUGAAACUCAAACAUCAAGCGAGUGCAAAGAAUGUAAAUUAGAAGGAGACCAAUGUGUGGAUAAUGCGGAGUGUUGUCAGGAACCUCAUGCCAACUACGAUCACCAAGCUAUGUGUGUAUUCGGUCGGUGUAAACUAUCUACAAGACCAGGAGCAAUUGGUACCAUUUGUGAGGUUCCUGACGAUUGUGAUGCUGGUAUGUGUUGUGCGGACACACCUGGCUACGCGAGAUCAUUAUGUAAACCAAACGCCAGGGUUGGAGAGCGUUGCUCGGUUGAACCAGAUUACAAUCCAUCUGAAUACAUUGUCUUUGAAGAUGGGCAAUAUUUUUGUCCAUGCGAAUCGGACCUGACUUGUGUUAGCAGAGGUACAAACAAAGAGGACAACCUACAGGAUUAUAACACUCCACGGUUCUGCGAAAUGCCUCGGCUAAACUUAGAUCGUGCGAGUACAAAGGACAAGGUGCAAAUUGAAAGAGACCUUUUAGCAAAGCUGUUUCCGGAACUGGUUGUACCGCACUGGCAGCAGCGUAUGGAGACGAUAGAAGACCAACAGUUCACUUCAAAAAUGAAUCCAAGUCUUCACAAAACGACCAAAAAAGCAAUGGAGGAAAACGAAUUGAUCAUGUAAAUGAGAAAUUUAGGUUACAAACGGUACUAUUACACGUUACGCACAUAUGCCAAAACCACAUUAUAGCCUGCAGUCAACCGAAUAUGUUUAUAUUAGUAACAAGUCAAUAUUAUUUCGCAUUCUUUUGCAACGAUUUGCACAUAUUAUGUACAUUCCCAUUUAAGUCCGGAGCACGGAAACGCACUAAGAUCAUCGUUAAGACGUUUCGUUGUUGCUGUUGUCUUCGUUGUAACUCACGACUUGAAGCCAAAAAUGCCAGAGAUUUAUUUUCAAACAAUAUUGUGGUCUGUGUGUUUACGAAGCGCGCAGAGCUAUAAGGCCUAGCCGUAGCGUAUUUUUGUUGUCACCCACUGUCAUUUACUGUUGUGAUAUUAAACUUGUUUCCUUGUAUUGUAAACGAUGGUGACAGUAUAGGUAAGGUACGUGGAAGAAUUGUCUUGUUUUGAUGUUUACGUGAA
Molecule: messenger RNA, 1696 nt
Organism: Ciona intestinalis (vase tunicate)
Lineage: Eukaryota; Metazoa; Chordata; Ascidiacea; Phlebobranchia; Cionidae
Source: RefSeq, a predicted model, not a curated record